Messenger RNA from Mercenaria mercenaria, 835 nucleotides. Its product is annotated as ubiquinone biosynthesis O-methyltransferase-like. The record is from RefSeq and is a predicted model, not a curated record. Bases 1 to 666 code for a protein of 221 amino acids. NCBI's taxonomy places the organism in Eukaryota, Metazoa, Mollusca, Bivalvia, Venerida, Veneridae. The transcript has 5 exons.
AUGGCAGAAGAGGAUUAUAAAGUUUGGUUGGAAGCAGUUUGUAGACCAGGUGUGUGCUUAGAGGAGUCACAGAAAGCGUAUAGAGACUGGGCUAGCACUUACGAUGAGGAUGCUGAAAAAUACAAGUAUGACAUUAACAGUAUUAAAAUAGCUUCAAUUCUUAAAGAUUAUUUCCAAGAAGGUGAGCGAGGAAACGUUCGAAUUCUUGAUGUCGGUGCAGGUACUGGACUGGUUGCGAAACAGCUUAAGAAGUAUGGUUUUGAACACAUAGACGCCCUUGAACCAUCGGAAGACAUGUUAAAUGAGGCAAGAAAAAACAACCUUUAUGAAAACUACUUUGUCGAGUUUAUAUCCGGAACACCAUCAAGUUUACCUGCCAAUUCCUAUGAUGUUCUCACAGGAGGUGGAAUCUACGCAACAGAAGCACACGUGCCCGCUGAAGCUAUUCUUGAAAUGAUAAGGCUUGUAAAACCGGGAGGUGUUAUAAUUUUAGUGGGCAGCUAUACCUAUAUCCGGACAAGUAAGAAUUAUGAUGAUCUUGAGCCACUAAUGGGAAGACUGGAAGUUGAGGGCAAAUGGAAGAAAUUAAUACAUGAGAUAUGGACAGCUGAAUCAGCUGGCAGUACAACAGUGGAGAGAAUAACUUGUUGUUACAGAGUGAUCUGAGAUAUACGUUCUCUAUUGCAUUGUAUUUUGGCAACUUUUAGACGAAAAGUAUAUAAACCUUCUACUUACUUAUACAUCUUGUAUGUUAGUUGUUUGACCUCCAUUCACCUGUCCCCCGCCCCAGCUUUCUCCCACAACUCUCCACGUUAUGAUCCACCAAUCUGUGUAU